Messenger RNA from Odocoileus virginianus texanus, 1359 nucleotides. The record is from RefSeq and is a predicted model, not a curated record. NCBI's taxonomy places the organism in Eukaryota, Metazoa, Chordata, Mammalia, Artiodactyla, Cervidae.
CCAAGUAUAGCUGCCCGGGUGGAGCCUGGGUGUCGCGCGGCCGACCAGGCGUGGGAGAGGUGCGGCUCUGCGACAGAAACCGCAGGCAGAGAUGCCGGGGCCGGCUCCCCCAACCAGUAGCUGCUGCUGGUGGUGACGAUGUCAAAUAACGGCCUAGACACUCAAGACAAACCUCCAGCCCCUCCGAUGAGAAACACCAGCACUAUGAUUGGAGCUGGCAGCAAAGACUCUGGAACCCUAAACCACGGUUCCAAACCUCUGCCACCAAACCCAGAGGAAAAGAAAAAAAAGGACCGAUUUUACCGAGCCAUCUUACCUGGAGAUAAAACAAAUAAAAAGAAGGAGAAGGAACGGCCAGAGAUUUCUCUUCCUUCAGAUUUUGAGCACACAAUUCAUGUUGGUUUUGAUGCUGUCACAGGCGAGUUUACAGGGAUGCCGGAGCAAUGGGCCCGCUUGCUUCAGACAUCAAAUAUCACUAAGUCAGAGCAGAAGAAAAACCCGCAGGCUGUUCUGGAUGUGUUGGAAUUUUAUAACUCAAAGAAGACCUCCAACAGCCAGAAGUACAUGAGCUUUACAGAUAAAUCAGCUGAGGAUUAUAAUUCUUCUAACACUUUGAAUGUGAAGGCAGUGUCUGAGACCCCCGCAGUGCCACCAGUUUCAGAAGAUGAAGAUGAUGAUGAUGAUGCUACCCCACCUCCAGUGAUUGCUCCACGCCCAGAGCACACAAAAUCUGUAUACACACGGUCUGUGAUUGAACCACUUCCUAUUACUCCAACUCGGGAUGUGGCUACAUCUCCCAUUUCACCUACUGAGAAUAGUAUCACUCCACCUGAUGCUCUGACCCGGAAUACUGAGAAGCAGAAGAAGAAGCCUAAGAUGUCCGAUGAGGAGAUCUUGGAGAAAUUACGGAGCAUAGUGAGUGUGGGCGAUCCUAAGAAGAAAUACACACGGUUUGAGAAGAUUGGACAAGGCGCUUCGGGCACUGUGUACACGGCCAUGGAUGUAGCCACGGGACAGGAGGUGGCCAUUAAGCAGAUGAAUCUUCAGCAGCAGCCGAAGAAAGAGCUGAUUAUUAAUGAGAUCCUGGUCAUGAGGGAAAACAAGAACCCAAAUAUUGUGAACUACUUGGACAGUUACCUCGUGGGAGAUGAGCUAUGGGUUGUCAUGGAAUAUUUGGCUGGAGGUUCUUUGACAGACGUGGUAACGGAAACUUGCAUGGACGAAGGUCAGAUCGCAGCUGUGUGCCGUGAGUGCCUGCAAGCUUUGGAGUUUCUGCAUUCGAACCAAGUUAUUCAUAGAGACAUCAAGAGUGACAACAUCCUGUUGGGAAUGGAUGGCUCUGUCAAGCUAAGUGAGUAG